Messenger RNA from Paraglomus brasilianum, 507 nucleotides. NCBI's taxonomy places the organism in Eukaryota, Fungi, Glomeromycota, Glomeromycetes, Paraglomerales, Paraglomeraceae. The record is from the annotation of a GenBank genome assembly.
AUGGAUGCUAAAGGUCCAACAAUGGUAGUCAUCAAACCAGCUCUCAUCGAUGGAUGUAAUCCCAUAGAUUGGCGCGACAAUAGUGGAUAUCAGAGUAUGAUGGACGGUUUCUGGCUGAUAAUGAUGGAAUUGGCAAGAGAACAAGCGUUGUUGCGUAAUCCGACACUCGAAACCAUGUUCCCAGUAACAACGCAAUCACAACGACAACGGAGUCAAUCCAAUAAGCCUCAUCCAACUCAGAUCACCGUUAUCUAUGCCGACCUCGACAACUCGCACGAAAAAGUCAUUGUAUAUCUAGCAGACGGUGCUCAAAUAGACUUUCCUGUCCCUUCUGCACAAGACAUACGCGACCGGUUUUUUUAUCGAAAAGCCAAAUCAUCGGAAAAACCGGCUCGCCCACCAAACAAAUUCUUCAUCUUCCGCACAAUGCUACAGGGUAGCAUCGACGCCUUAAAAUUACAAGUUCCAAUUGCCUCUGGACUGGCCAGUGAGGUAUGGAAAAAGUAG